Messenger RNA from Bursaphelenchus okinawaensis, 2186 nucleotides. The record is from the annotation of a GenBank genome assembly. Lineage: Eukaryota; Metazoa; Nematoda; Chromadorea; Rhabditida; Aphelenchoididae.
AUGGUGGAUGCAUCUACUGUGAUAGGAGGAGGUAUAUACGACGAUGUGGACGAGUAUUUGUCGAGACAAGAUGGCAAGAUUGUACGAACGGGUACAGGGAUGAUGUGUAGACAUCGGCCACAACAAAGAUGUUCACAUUGUCUUCCUGUUGAUGUAAGUUUUACUAUUUUAAACGUUUACUUGGUUCAAUAUCAUCUAUACCUAAAUAAAGGUUUACUUUAACGUAGUGUAUGUUGUCCUGAUAAUCUUGAAUUUUUGCAGCCAUACGACGAAGAUUACCUCAAAGAGAAGGAAAUCAAACACAUGUCUUUCCAUGCCUAUGUCAGGAAGUUAACCGAUGUUCACGGUAAAGGAACGCAUCUGAAGCAGCCUUUGGAGACCAUUAACUGCAAGCUGGACUUGUCGUGUACUAAUCACAGACCAUACCCUCACGGAGUGUGUACUAAAUGUAGACCUUCGACUGUUUCACUGAAUCGUCAGGUAAGGUUUAUCAUCUCUGAUUAUUAUUUAGGUAAAUUUUGGCAAUAGUAACAAGUACAAACUUUUAAAAAGUAGGAAUUAUUAAUCGGUACUUUUACUUAACCUUUAUUGUUGUUUUUUUUUUGAGUUUUAUUUGCAAAGAAAAUAUCAGGAAUGUGUUACCUAAACAGGAUAUAAUAUUGAAAAUACAACAAAAAGACCUUUAUUUAGAAUUACCGCCACGUGGAUAACAUUACAAUUGAAAACGAAGACGUUGUGAACAAAUUCUUGGAUUUUUGGCGUGCGUCGAGUCACCAGAGAGUAGGAUACCUAAUUGGAAGGUACGAACCUUUUGCUGAUGUACCUUUGGGUAUCAAGGCUGUUGUGACAGCUAUCUACGAACCUCCACAGUCUUCUGGAGACGCUUCCGUCAAGUUCGAAGAUGUGGAUCCUAAUGACGAGGUUGUGGAUAAACUAUGCUCGAUGUUGGGGAUGUCGCGUGUAGGGUGGAUCUUUACCGAUUUGUGGGCAUCCGAUCCCCAAGCUGGUACUGUUCACUGUACCAGACACAAGGAGUCUUUUCUACUUACUGCGAAGGAAUGCAUAACUUCUGGAGCGUUUCAAACUAAGUACAAGAACAAAACUCCCUACUGUAGUGAUGGGACGUUCGGGUCAAAGUUCGUGACGUUGGUGGCUUCUGGAGACGAAAGCAAACACAUCAACUUUAGUGGGUAUCAAGUUUCGAACCAAUGUUCAGCUCUAGUCGAUGCUGAGAUCUUGUGUCCCACAUCACAUCCUGAGCUAGCGUGGGUCAGAGAGAAGCCUCUUCACGAGAAGCAUUAUAUUACUGAUGUUCAGUAUACAGUAAGUUUUUUUGUAUUUUGAUUCAACGAUUUAGUGAAGGACUCAUCAUUUGUUUUGGCUGUUUUUUAUAUUUAAAAUUAAAACUUAAAGAAUUAGUUUAAAUGCUCGUUUUAGGAGAAAAACGAGUUUGGAGCUGAGGUUUUGAAGAAUGGACGUCCAAUGCCGGUAGAGUACUUAUUAGUUGAUGUGCCUGCUGGUAUGCCAAAAGAUCCGUGUACUUCUUUUCAUGUUGUUAACUCAGCCAAGGCUUUCCCAAUUGAAAACAGAGAGCUGAUCGGUAAAGCUCAAGUAAGUUAUGUUGUUAAUGACAUCGCUUUUUUUAAAACGUCGUUUUAUCAAAUUUGCCUUUGAGGCAUUAAAUUUAAGGAAAAUUAUAAUAAUAUUGUUUUAGGAUCCUCAUACAGUGUCCACCUAUGUUUUGGACUUCUCUAGCAAUCAAUUUUUGGAGCUAAUUUCGAAUUUCCACUUCCUACUGUAUCUUCUGACAAACAACUUGUUGAAGUUUACCGAGGAAGAGGUGAAGGAGCUCUGCAAGUUUGUUAUUGAACAUAAUCGGGAAGGAGCAGCAGAAUGGGCGGAGAAGAACCAAAACUGGGCUACCUUCUUGGAAUUAAUGAAAUCUCAAGGUAAUUAUGAGAACAUCGUUAUUAAUCGUGUUAUUUUAAAAACCCGCUUAUAAUUAUUCCGCGAUGUAAAUUUAUAAAAAGUAUUAUUUGUGGACUACCAUUAUAAAAUCCAUGAUUUCAGAAGGUCAAUCAGCCAACUUUGCCGCCGCCAGCCAAGCCUGGGCCUGCAAGCACUGUACCUUCGAGAACACGGAAGCCAAGGAUGAGUGCGCAGUCUGCGGUCUUCCGAAUGCCUGA